AUGAUUGACUUCGAUUUCAAGAACGAUAGCAUAGGGCAGCUCAUGGACUAUCCCACCAAGACUUUCUAUUCUCCCAGAAGCCUCCAGCACAAGCGCAAUAAAAAACUCAAGACUUUGUCUCUUAUGAUGAGCAUGCUAAUGGAGAACUCCUUGAGGUCUACGGAGUACUGGCAUGUUAUUGAAUCUGGUGUUGUAGCACUUGCUGUUGGAGUGGCACAAACAGAAGCACAAAAAACAGAAAAAGAAACUUCCAAGGAUAUUUGGGAUUCAAUGAAGAAAAAAUACCAAGGCUCUUCCAAAGUUAAGUGUGCACAGCUUCAAGCCUUAAGAAGGGAUUUUGCAACUCUACAAAUGAAGGAUGGUAUAUAUGUUACCAACUAUUGUGCAAGGACCAUGGGGAUAGCCAACAAAAUGAGAUUCCAUGGUGAGAAGAUGGAAGAUGUUGCCAUUGUUGAAAAGAUAUUACGUUCUUUGACACCAAAGUUCGACUAUGUUGCCUGUUCAAUUGAAGAAUACAAAGACAUAGAUGCAAUGUCCCUUGAUGAGCAUCAAAGUUCCUUAUUGGUCCAUGAGCAAAAGAUGAACAAAAAUUUAGCAACAGAUGAGCAACCUCUAAAGGCUUCCACCUUCACUCAAUUCUCAAAUUUUAGAGGAAGGGAAAGAGGUACAGGUAGAGGAAGAGGAGGUCGAGGUAAUAGAGAUGGCAGCAGACAAUCUCAAAAUUUUAAAGUUCAUGAUGAUCAAGGCAAAGCUAGAGGACGUGGUCAGCACUUUGACAAAUCCAAGAAAAAGGGAGAGAAAUCGAAUUUUGUAGAAAAUAAAGGAGUGGAAACUUUGUUGAUGACGGUUCAAGUCAGUGAGGAACCUCAGUCAGAUGUAUGGUAUGUAGAUACAGGUUGCAGUAAUCACAUGUGUGGAAUAAGUUUUGGUGAUUAUUCCACUGUGAAUGUAAUGGGAGAAGGUGAUAUUAGUAUAAGAACCAAGAACGGUUUUUUAGAGACAAUUUCUAAUGUUUUUUACGUUCAUGAUUUGAGCAAUUUGUUAAGUGCUGGACAAUUACAAGAAAAAGGUUAUGUAAUUACUAUCAAGAAUGGUGCGUGUCAGAUAUAUGAUCUUUCUAAGGGAGCCAUUGCUAUUGUUCAAAUGAGUUCAUACAGGUUGUUUCCGUUGAAGUUCGUAGGUGUGAACCUUCCUUUAUGGUUGAAGUGA
Molecule: messenger RNA, 1209 nt
Organism: Olea europaea var. sylvestris
Lineage: Eukaryota; Viridiplantae; Streptophyta; Magnoliopsida; Lamiales; Oleaceae
Exons: 5
Coding region: 1-1209 (402 amino acids)
Source: RefSeq, a predicted model, not a curated record